This is a messenger RNA of Helobdella robusta, 303 nucleotides long. RefSeq lists its product as hypothetical. The record is from RefSeq and is a predicted model, not a curated record. The transcript is spliced from 3 exons. Bases 1 to 303 code for a protein of 100 amino acids. NCBI's taxonomy places the organism in Eukaryota, Metazoa, Annelida, Clitellata, Rhynchobdellida, Glossiphoniidae.
AUGGAUAAACAUGUUACAUAUAAUGUACCUAAACCAACAUAUGGCUCCCAUUUUCGUCUGGAGCCGAACGGAAUGUUCGAGAACGAUGGAACAAUUUACUACUUGGACUCCCCUCCUUAUCCAGAGUGCUCCAAAGAUGUUGUGCACACAAUUAUCGACCACGUGGACCAUGUCGUCUUUACGCCUGAAACUGUUAAGCCAAGCAAGCCACAAGACGAUGACAUAGCCAGUGCAAAAGAACGAGAUAUGGAGAUAUAUGAAAAAAGAAUGGGGCACGAGCAACUAGACGAGCGGCAGAGUUAA